Heterocephalus glaber (naked mole-rat) is the source of this 2690-nucleotide messenger RNA. The record is from RefSeq and is a predicted model, not a curated record. Lineage: Eukaryota; Metazoa; Chordata; Mammalia; Rodentia; Bathyergidae.
GUCAACUCUGCCAAAGUCUGUGCCCAUAUAACAAAUAUUCCAUUCAGCAUUACCAAGAUGGAUGUUCUUCAGUUUCUUGAAGGAAUCCCAGUGGAUGAAAAUGCUGUACAUGUUCUUGUUGAUAAUAAUGGGCAAGGUCUAGGACAGGCAUUGGUUCAGUUUAAAAAUGAAGAUGAUGCACAUGGCCCACUGCGUGACCUUGGUUCAGCUGUCCAUUUCCUGUGAACACCUCAUUGACAAAGACAUCAGCUCCAAGUCGAACCCACUCUGUGUCCUUUUACAGGAUGUAGGAGGGGCCACCUGGGUUGAGCUUGGCCGGACUGAGCGAAUACGGAACUGCUCAAGCCCUGAGUUCUCCAAGACUCUGCAGCUUGAGUACCACUUUGAGACAGUCCAGAAGCUACGCUUUGGAAUCUAUGACAUAGAGAACAAGACACCAGGACUGGGGGAUGAUGACUUCCUAGGGGGAGCUGAGUGUUCUCUAGGACAGAUUGUGUCCAGCCAGAUACUGACUCUACCCUUAAUGCUGAAGCCUGGAAAACCUGCUGGGCAGGGAACCAUCACGGUCUCAGCUCAGGAGUUGAAGGACAGUUGAAGGACCAUGGAAGUGGAGGCCAGAAACCUAGAUAAGAAGGACUUUCUGGGAAAAUCAGAUCCAUUCCUGAAGUUCUUCUGCCAGGACGAUGGAAAAUGGCAUCUGGUAUACAGACCUGAGGUAAUUAAGAACAACCUGAACCCUGCAUGGAAGCGCUUUUCAAUUCCUCUUCAGCACUUUUGUAGUGGGGAUUACAACACAUCAAUCCAGGUGCGCUGUUCAGACUAUGAUAGUGAUGGGUCACAUGAUCUUAUUGGUACUUUCUACACCAGCUUGGCCCAGCUGCAAGCAGUCCCGGCCGAGUUUGAAUGCAUCCACCCUGAGAAACAGCAGAAAAAGAAAAGCUACAAGAACUCUGGAACUAUCUGUGUCAAGAUUUGCCAGGUAGAAAGGGAAUAUUCUUUCCUGGACUAUGUGAUAGGAGGCUGCCAAAUCAACUUCACUGUGGGCAUGGACUUCACUGGCUCCAAUGGAGAUCCUUCCUCACCUGACUCCCUGCACUACCUGAGUCCUACAGGAGUCAAUGAGUAUCUGACAGCGCUGUGGAGUGUGGACAGUGUGGUUCAAGACUAUGACUCGGACAAGCUAUCCCCAGUGUUUGGAUUUGGAGCUCAGGUCCCCCCUGACUGGCAGGUCUCACAUGAAUUUGCCUUGAACUUCAAACCUAAUAACCCCUAUUGUGCAGGCCAAGGCAUUGUAGAUGCCUACCGCAAAGCCUUGCCUCAAGUUCGCCUCUAUGGCCCCACCAAUUUUGCACCUAUUAUCAACCAUGUGGCCAGAUUUGCAGCCCAGGCUGCAUAUCAAAGGACUGCGUCACAAUACUUCGUGCUGUUGCUGUUGACUGAUGGUGCUGUGACAGAUGUGGAGGCUACCUGUCAGGCUGUGGUAAAUGCCUCAAAACUGCCCAUGUCAGGGAUCAUUGUGGGAGUGGGUGGAGCUGACUUCAAGGCCAUGGAACAGCUGGAUGCCGAUAGCAGGCCUCAACACACGGGCCCUGGGGAGUCAGCAGCCCAUGACAUAGUGCAGUUUGUGCCUUACCAUCAGUUCCAGAAUGCCCCUCGGGAAGCACUGGCACAGACUGUGCUUGCAGAAGUGCCCACACAGCUGGUCUCCUACUUUAAGGCUCAAGGUUGGGCCUCACUCAAGAUGCCUCCAUCCCCAGCCAAGGUUCCUGCACAGGCUGCCCAGGCCUAGGUUCCCUUGGCAGUCCUCAACUUCAUGUGCCCAACAUCCUCUGUAUCAUGGCACUUUAUAUUUUAUUCCUGCUUCUGUUACUGCUACUCUGUUUUGUUUUUUUGAGACAGGGUCUUACUUUGGAGCCUGGCCUUGAACUCACUAUUGUAGCCGAGGCUGGCCCCAAACUCACAACGAUCCUCCAGCCUCAGCCUCACGAGUGCUGAGAUUACAGGCUUGCACCACCAUGCCUGGCCUGUUAUUGCUACUCUUGAUCCCACCUGCUUGUUCUUGGCACCUCUCAUUCAAUAAAGACCAGUAAAGACCACUGCUUUUCCACGCCUCUGUAUUCUGGACUCAAAUGAUUCUCAUGCCUUAGCCUUCUGAGUAACUGGGACUACAACCAUUUAUUUGGAGAUAGGGUCUUGCCAAGUUGUCCAAACCAGGCUCCAAUUUGUGAUCCUUCUGCCUCAAGCUCCCAGAGUGCUAGGUGCAGAGACAGGGUCUUUCUAAGUCACUGUGUUGCCCAGACUGGGCUUCAACUUGCCAUUGUCCUGCCUCAGCUGGGAUUACAGUUAUGUGCCACCAUGCCUGGCUAACUUUAGAUUUUUUUGGUCUUCCUUUGUAAUGCAGGCUGGCCUCGAACUCAGCGAUUUUCCUGCCUUAGCCUUUUGAGUCCUGGGGUUACAGGCAUGCACCAGCACGCCUAGCCAGAAUUCCCAGUGAUGAGGGGGAACAGAAUGUACCUGAAUGUAUAAUUCUUCACAUGGAUUCUCGUUUUUACUUCUGCUUUUUGCUGUGUGACUUAUAGCUGUAUAUUAAAUAAGAGCUUUGUAAGCAGUGUAUGUGUGUGCAAACUUUGGAAGUACAACUCCCCAUAAGCCAUCUACCACUCUGUACCCUUAAUAAACUCAUUCGCUAA